UCGUCGGUGGUGUGGUGAAGUUGGUGCUACCGUGGCGGCCACUGCCGCUAAUGAUGCUGCUGCCGCCGACCGCCGACGUGUGGAGUGGUCAGUAAUGAUUGCUGGCCGCUGAUCGCCGCCAGAAGUGGAGAGAUAUAUCCUGCGCCCCCGCUGCCUGCUGUGGUUGGCUGAUGAAAAUCAAUCAAUUGUAAUUAAUAUUUGCCCCACUUCGUCGAGGCUCAGAAGGGGCCGGGCGUGAGUGAAGUGUGUUCGAGAUAAAAAAAAGGGUGGCAAUAAGCAUGAUAAGUGAUUUCCGUGCGUGCAUUGUUUGCAAACCACCACCCACCAUCGAGAGCGUUUUGAGCAACAGAAAUUAAACGCUGUUGACAGUUGGGUCCCCUUUUGAGUUGCGCUUAAACGUGAGUUGUGCCUGGCGUGAGAGUGAGAAGUGCGAUCGGGUGAGUGAGCGGGCAAUAGGAGUGAUUUGAUUGAAUACACCAAAUUGAGGCAGUUGGGAAGCAAAAAAGCGACCAGAAAGUGUCGUGAAAGUGUAGAGAGAAGAUUAAUCCGUGCGUGAAUUAUUAUCGUGUCCGUUGACGUUGACCAACAACCACCGUCGGGGUGAAUAACGACAGUCGGUCAUUUCUCACCAAACGGACAGCAGCGAAAAGCAAAUCCACCAAUCAUGUACCCAGCGCCUACAAGACACCCGUCGGCAUCGGGGCCGCCACCCCAGGGGCGACAGUUUACGAUAGCGGAAACCCUGGAACGGAUUAAGGAGGAGUUCAACUUCCUGCAGGCACAAUAUCAUUCAUUGAAGCUCGAGUGUGAUAAAUUGGCGAGCGAAAAAACGGAAAUGCAGAGACAUUAUGUGAUGUAUUACGAAAUGUCCUACGGAUUGAACGUGGAAAUGCACAAACAAACUGAAAUCGCCAAACGACUAAACGCCCUCAUCGGACAGCUGCUGCCGUUUCUGGCCACGGAACACCAGCAACAGGUCGCGGCGGCCGUGGAACGGGCGAAACAGGUCACGAUGCCGGAGCUGAACGCUAUAAUUGGCCAACAUCAGCAACAGGGAAUUCAGCAACUUUUACAACAGAUUCACGCGCAGCAGAUACCCGGUGGACCACCGCAACCGAUACCGGCGCUGGGUGCGCUGGCCGGACCGCUGACGGCGUUCGGGGGCCCGAUGGGGCUACCGCACGGUGCCCCGCAGAACCUGCUGAAGGCACCGCCCGACUUACACCGCGAGGACCUGAAAGUGCCCCUCGGCGGACCGUCGGCUGAGGAGCGAAUGCGCAACUCCGUGUCACCUGCCGAUCGGGAAAAGUAUCGACCACGAUCCCCACUGGAGCUGGACGGUGAAACGAAGCGGCGGAAAGAGGAAAAACUGAACCACGAAAGUGAUGGUGAGAAAAGUGAUCAGGAUUUAGUGGUGGACGUCGCGAACGAAACGGGUUCACCUUCUCCGCGCCCGAACGGUGACCAUCAGUCGGAGCGUGGCGACCGGGACAGUAUUGGGCUGAACGGUAGCGAUAAGGCGGGUUCGAGCAGUUUAAAAGGUGCCAACGAUCGGCCCCCGUCUCGGUCGGGCUCGAGCUCGUCCCGAUCGACCCCCAGUUUAAAAACGAAAGAUCUCGAUAAACCUGGAACGCCCGGUGCGAAAGCCCGCGUGCCGACGCCCAACUCGUCCACGCCCGGUGUCCCGAAAGCCGUAGUACCUCCAACAGCCGCCGGCUAUCCUCCCUCGCCAUAUCAACGCCCGUCGGAUCCGUAUGCCCGGCCACCACCGGACCCGUACGGCCGACCUCCGAUGCCCUUCGAUCCGCACGGCCACGUACGCACCAACGGCAUCGCGCUGCCCGUUUCGAGCGGUAAACCUGCCUAUUCGUACCACAUGAACGGUGAAGGUGCUCCCCAACCGGUGCCGUUUCCUGCCGACGCCCUAACCGGACCCGGAAUCCCGCGACACGCCCGCCAGAUCAACACACUGUCCCACGGUGAGGUCGUCUGCGCGGUGACCAUCUCGAACCCGACCAAAUACGUCUACACGGGCGGCAAGGGCUGCGUGAAGGUGUGGGACAUCUCACAGCCCGGCAACAAGAGUCCCGUCAGCCAGCUGGACUGUCUGCAGCGAGACAAUUACAUUCGCUCGGUGAAGCUGCUCCCCGAUGGCCGGACACUCAUCGUCGGUGGCGAAGCGUCCAACCUGUCGAUCUGGGAUCUGGCAAGUCCGACGCCACGGAUAAAGGCCGAACUAACGUCGGCCGCACCGGCCUGCUACGCGCUCGCGAUCAGUCCCGACUCGAAGGUGUGCUUCUCGUGCUGUAGCGACGGACACAUUGCCGUGUGGGAUCUGCACAACCAGACGCUGGUCCGACAGUUCCAGGGCCACACGGACGGUGCGUCGUGCAUCGACAUCUGUCCGGACGGAUCGCGGCUGUGGACCGGUGGGCUAGACAACACCGUCCGAUCGUGGGACCUACGGGAGGGCCGCCAGCUGCAGCAGCACGACUUUAGCUCACAAAUUUUCUCCCUCGGCUACUGUCCAACGGGUGAUUGGCUCGCGGUAGGAAUGGAAAACUCGCACGUCGAGGUACUGCACGCCACGAAGCAGGACAAAUAUCAGCUGCAUUUGCACGAAAGUUGCGUCCUUUCGCUGCGGUUUGCCGCCUGCGGCAAAUGGUUCGUUUCGACCGGCAAGGACAACCUACUGAACGCCUGGCGUACACCGUACGGGGCCAGCAUAUUCCAGUCAAAGGAAACCUCGUCAGUACUUAGUUGUGAUAUUUCGACCGACGAUAAGUACAUCGUUACCGGCUCGGGUGAUAAAAAGGCAACGGUGUACGAGGUGAUGUACUAAAUACACAGAGACACGCCAGGGAGGGUGGUGGAUCCCAUGCUCGGCACACCGGCAGUUCAUGCAGAAAAGGGAAAAGGGGCCGCCGCUCUACUGGACGAGGCUCAGUGAACCGAUUUCAGCUUCAGUUUCGUUCGGAUAAAAAUGGGAAAACAAAUGGAAAACACACAAAGA
Messenger RNA from Anopheles bellator, 3013 nucleotides. It is a transcript of the gene gro, whose product is annotated as protein groucho. The record is from RefSeq and is a predicted model, not a curated record. Gene Ontology annotation, molecular function: transcription corepressor activity; protein binding. The transcript has 15 exons. Gene Ontology annotation, biological process: negative regulation of canonical Wnt signaling pathway; regulation of DNA-templated transcription. Bases 665 to 2842 code for a protein of 725 amino acids. NCBI's taxonomy places the organism in Eukaryota, Metazoa, Arthropoda, Insecta, Diptera, Culicidae. Gene Ontology annotation, cellular component: transcription regulator complex; nucleus.